This is a messenger RNA of Parastagonospora nodorum SN15, 1770 nucleotides long. RefSeq lists its product as hypothetical. Gene Ontology annotation, molecular function: succinate-semialdehyde dehydrogenase (NAD+) activity. Lineage: Eukaryota; Fungi; Ascomycota; Dothideomycetes; Pleosporales; Phaeosphaeriaceae. The transcript has 2 exons. The coding region runs from base 1 to 1770 and encodes 589 amino acids. The record is from RefSeq and is a predicted model, not a curated record.
AUGUCCACCCCAACCUCCCCCGUCCCCCUCUGGAUCAACAACCAACCCAUUCUCACCACCUCCACCUUCCCAGUCAUUCAAGCCUCAACCGGCCAAACAGUCCAGCACGCCUGCUCCGCCUCCGCCACCGACGCCACCAACGCCGCAUCUUCCUCCUGGACUGCCUUUCAAUCCUGGCGCGACAGUACCCACGUGGAGCGCCGAGAUCUCAUCCUGCGUGUCGCAGACUACUUUGCCUCAAAUUUAGACGACUUUGUAGCCUGCCAGAUCCUCGAGACGUCAUGCACGAAGGAAUGGGCCAAGAACAAUGUCAACGGGUCAAUAUCGUACCUGCGAGAAAUCGCGGCGCAGGUAUCAAGUGUCACGGGCACGAUUCCACCGAUUGAAAAGCCGCGCACGCUGGGCUUUGUGUUCAAGGAACCGAUAGGCCCGGUGCUCUGCAUUGCGCCGUGGAAUGCGGCGUUGAUUCUUGCGACAAGGGGGAUUGCGAGCGCGAUCGCUGUGGGGUGCACAGUGGUGUUCAAAGCGAGUGAGAUAUGCCCCAAGACACACGCAGGCAUCGUCAAAGCAUUCGUGGAUUCUGGGUGUCCGGCGGGCGUGCUGAAUCAGUUGCAGACGAAGAGGGAGGAUGCGGCGGAAGUUACGGAGGCGUUGAUCGCGCAUCAGGCGAUGAGGAAGGUAGAGUUCAUUGGAAGUGCAGCGGUGGGGAGGGUGAUUGGGCAGGUCGCGGCGAAGUAUCUGAAGCCGGUGGUUAUGGAGUUAGGUGGGAAGUGUCCGGCGAUUGUGCUAGACGAUGCGGAUGUGGCGGAGGCGGCGAGGCAGUGUGCAUUGGGUGCUGUCAUGCAUCAUGGUCAGAUCUGCUUUAGUACGGAGAGGAUUAUUGUGCUGGAGGGUAUUGCGCGCAGAUUUCAGGAGUUGUUGGUGGAGCAGAUGCAGGGGCUGGAGGAGGUUGCAGGCAGUGCGGUUAGUGAUUCGAUUGCACGGCAUGCGGAGGAUGUGGUCAAAGAGUGUGGAGAUAAGACUAUUGUCGGAGGGGUAGAUGGUACCGCAAAGAGUCCCAGCCUGAAGCCUACGAUUGUGCUCAAUCCAGAGCCUUCCGAGCGCAUAUUUGACGAGGAGACCUUCGGACCAUCAGCGUCGUUGUACGUGGUCAAAGAUGAUGCCGCGGCUAUCGAGCUUGCCAACAGAUCCUCCUACGGCCUCAACGCGACAGUCUGGACAAAGGACAUGAGCCGUUUCAUGAAGAUCGCCCGACAGCUUGAAUACGGCCAAGUCCAUGCCAACACCAUCAGCAUCUACACCUCCCCAACCGGAAGCCAAGGCGGCGUCAAGGGCAGCGGUUUCGGGCGGCAGAACGGCAAAUGGGGCUUGAACGAAUUCGUAGUGGACAAGUUCGUCAGCUGCACCCCAUACCUCCUCUCCUUCCCAAACACCCUCCCACCCGGCGGCCGCAAACCCUGCCUACUCGGCGGUGGGGGCGCAGGCAAUUCCUUCUCCGUGACAAUCUCAUCCAGCCCAUUCGAGCGCAAGGAUCGCAUGUGGUACGAAUCGCCCGCGGCCGACGAGGAGUCAAGUUUCUUGGCAGCGCGAGCUUGUGCGGCGGCCGAGGGACGCGGGUACGAGUUUGCCUGCGAGGGGCUGGCGAAGACGCGCGGGAACAUGCGGUUCAUGAGCGGUUUGCAGCCGGGGAGACAGCCGCAGGCGACGCCGACGCCGGACUCGACGGACAUGAUUAUGAAAGUGGAUGCGCCGUGCCCUGGGGGGUGUUAG